Linum trigynum is the source of this 621-nucleotide messenger RNA. The record is from the annotation of a GenBank genome assembly. Lineage: Eukaryota; Viridiplantae; Streptophyta; Magnoliopsida; Malpighiales; Linaceae.
AUGAUAGCAACAAGCAACAGGAAGAGGCGUGGCGCCAAGACGAACCAACCCCAACAACCGCUAGCACAAUUGAGCCCAGAUAAAGUGUCUAACCGGGCAGGGUCAAGGUUCUCUGCCCUUGACGACUUGAAUGACGAACUUCGCGAGGAGCCGAGGGUGCUAGAGGUUGCUAGAAAGAGAGUGGAAGAGGAAUUGGAUGGAGAUGCGGACUUGGGCGGGGAUGAUAAGGAGGUCCAGGAGCAGCAAAGAUUGGGCCAAAAAGGAGCGACCGCGACCCACAAAAAUACAUUGUAUGUACCGAAUCAGGGUGGCAGCGGGAGCUCCCAGAGCAAACCGAUUGUACCCAAGACACCCGCGGAUGGACCGAAACACGUUGAAGGCGUCAGCAAGCAAUCACCCACCCCAAAGCAGAAAGGACACAAGCAAGGGGAUGACGUGGAGAAGGGGGCUCCAACUAGCAAGGAUGCCACCAUCCCUAACUAUGGGAAACCACUAGCUCGAAGCUUGGACCUUAAUGCUGAUGUGAAUUUGCACAAGAGAGCACAGGCUUCGGGAGAAAAAGAAACCAUGUCAACUCGUGGGGAUAACACCAAGAGUGGGAUGGACGUGUCCUCAACCUGA